AUGAAUGUCGAAGAGCGCGCAGAGCUGGAGCAGCUGCGCCUGCAGCAUGAGGCCCCGAGGAGGGCGCCAGCCGGCCGGGGCGACGACGCGGACCUGCUCCACCAGCUCAAGAGCCUGCCCGAGGAGGAGGCUGUGGCGCUCCUCCUGCUGGUGCGAUCAGGGGCUCGAGUCAAUGAAAACCUUGUCACCGCGCGAAGUAUUCCUCUGCCCUCGCGAACCAGCGUCGAGUUCGAGCUGAUGCACCGACACCCCAUAUUGUACCCAGCCGUUGCUACUCUUGAUUCCCUAGAGAUCAAGGUGUCCGAUCUCAGGACACUGCCGUAUCGCGACCAUGAAUCCGAGACGGCCGCAAGGCCUAGCAAGCUCUCUUCGCGGCGACCCUCGUCCCGCGGACCCUCUCCUGCCCAACGAGGCUUGCAACGCCGCCCAUCCUCGCCUGGACCAAGCGCCGCGUCGGACCGCGAUCCCCCUCAGCUAUGUGACCAACGACUCAGGCACAUCAGGGUUCUCAACUGGACACAGGUUCCCAUCUCAAACGAUCUGGCCGCUCGGCUCAUCUCGUUUUACCUGACAGUUGACCAUCCGAUCCUGGGGCUCUUUGAUGCAGACCUGUUCCUAGGCGAUCUUGUGGCCCACAAGACCGAGUUUUGCUGCCCCCUGCUCCUCUCCGCCGUGCUUUGUUUUUCCUGUCAAGGCUACUCAAGCAUCGACGCCGACACGGCGGCUCUGAGCCAUGCCUUUUUCAACGAAGCCCAACGACUACACAGGGAGGAGAGCACGGGCAACCCGCAGUACCAGUUCGCGAUCCCGAACAUUGCCGCGACCCAGCUGCUCAGCCUCGCCGCGACCUGCCACGGCCGCAACGAGCUGGCGCUGAGAUACCUGGUCGAGGGCAUCGAGCUGGCACACCAGAACGGGCUGCUGGCCGUUGGGAAGAAGCACUCGGCCCGGAACUGGCUGGACGACCACGUCGACUAUGUAAGGGCCGCAUCGCACACGGCAUGGGGCACAUUCUGCAGGGCUACGGUCCUCGGAAUGAAUCACCAGAAUGCCUACAUCCACAUCCCGUCGUGGCUGCCGGUCCCAGGCACAGCCAUCGUGCGGGCCGACGGCGAGUCGGAGCCCUUCGAGCUCCCGGCCUACAUGGGCCAGAGCUUCACCGAGCUGUGCAGGCUGACGCCGCUCAUCGGCGAGAUGCUGCACGAAUACUACGACAGCGGCGACGGCGUGGCCCCGACGGACCGCGCCUCGUUCGCCUUCGCCCAGGGCAUGUACGCCAGGAUGCUCGACUGGGCCGACGCCCUGCCCGUGGCCAUGGCCCGCGGCGACGGCAUGCCCCACCACGCCGCCAUCGUCCACAUCUACUUCCACACCGCCGUCCUGGACCUGUUCCGCCCCUUCCCCUACCAGCGGCCCGAGACGCCCUUCAGGCUGGACAAGUUCCCCGCCGACAACCCGACGCCCGAGGGCGUCUGCAACGCCUCGGUGAACCAGCUCAAGCACCUCAUCCUCCUGUUCCGGUCCAGGUACCCCUGCGCCACCUACACCAUGCUGUGGCAGAACGCCCUGCUGUACGUCGCCAACGCCUGCCUGCCCCUCCAGCGCAGCCCGCCUCCUCACGUGACCGGGCCCGUCGCCGACGGCGAAGACGCCGCCUUUGCCGACGAGAUGGAGGGGGUGACGACGACGGGGGUUGUGGAGGACGGCGAGCCGCCCGACGAGACAGACGAGUCGGAAGAGGACGCCCAGCCCCGCAAGUGGUUCGCGGCCUGCAUCGACGGCCUGCGGGCCCUGGCGCCGCAGUUCGGGAUCGUGACGGGCAUCGUGCAGGGCAUCCUAAGCAUGGCCAUCCUCAAGGGCUCCAUCGCCGCCGUCGAGGGCCGCGCCAUCAUGGACCAGCUCAAGGCCGACACCGAGGUCUCGAGCCGCCACCGCCGCGAGCACUUCUACUCCAGCAGUAGUGGCGGUGGCGGCGGCGGCCCGAGCCCGGCAGUGGUGGACGGCGACGACGAUGGCGACGACGACGAAGACGACGACGUGGAAGUGGUGGACGGCGUCGUAGAUGGGCAGCGGCGGCGGCGGCGGCGGCGGCAGCAGCAGCAGCAGCAGCAGCAGCAGCGUGAGGCCUCCGAGGCGGCCGGCAGGGUGGUGUACGGGUUCUCGGGCGGCCGGAGCGGCGAUUGGCCGGGCCUUGUCUCCAGCGGGCUCCUGAACCUGCCCGGCGCCCAGCGCGGCGGCAACCGCUUCGUCAUCGACCUCAACGAGGCGUCCGUGAACCCGAGCGGCGCCUCGCUGGACGUGCUCGCCCGGGCCUUUGACGAGCUGGCCAUGUUCGACGAGUUCACGACGGGUGAGGAGUAA
This is a messenger RNA of Diaporthe citri, 2361 nucleotides long. RefSeq lists its product as uncharacterized. The transcript has 5 exons. Bases 1 to 2361 code for a protein of 786 amino acids. Lineage: Eukaryota; Fungi; Ascomycota; Sordariomycetes; Diaporthales; Diaporthaceae. The record is from RefSeq and is a predicted model, not a curated record.